Molecule: messenger RNA, 870 nt
Organism: Acomys russatus (golden spiny mouse)
Lineage: Eukaryota; Metazoa; Chordata; Mammalia; Rodentia; Muridae
Product: vomeronasal type-1 receptor 4-like
Exons: 1
Coding region: 1-870 (289 amino acids)
Biological process (GO): G protein-coupled receptor signaling pathway
Cellular component (GO): membrane
Molecular function (GO): pheromone receptor activity
Source: RefSeq, a predicted model, not a curated record
AUGAGAGUGAGUGACAUCAUAAUUGGUGUGAUCUUAUUAUCGCAGACUACAGUUGGAGCCCUUGGCAACACCUUCUUAGUCUACCAUUAUCUGUUGCUUUACUUUAAGGGUUGCAAGUUAAAAUUCACAGAUUGGAUUCUGCAGCACUUGAUUGUAGCCAACUUCUUAACUCUCCUAUGUAGAGGAGUUCCCAGCAUGGUGUCAGUUUUUGGGUUGCAAGACUUUCUCAAUGAUUUUGGGUGCAAACUCACCUUCUGUCUUCACAGAAUAGGGAGGGGUAUGUCCAUCAGCAGCACCUGCUUUCUGAGUGUCUUCCAGGCCAUAACCAUCAGCCCAAAGGUUUCCAGGUGGACACAGCUUAAAGCCAAGUCUCCAAUUUUCAUUGCUUCUGCUGUGUACAUGAGCUGGAUACUGUCCGUCAUAGUUAACAUUGCUUUUCCUAUGUACAUGACUGCAAGAGGGAAAAAUUUGAACAUCACAAGCCUAAAAAAUUUUGAGUAUUGUUUUUCUAUUCGUCAUAGCAGUGCCCUUGACAUUUUCUAUGCAGUAUUACACUCAACUCCUGAUGCGAUGUUCAUGUUGAUGAUGCUUUGGUCCAGUGGCUACAUGGUGUGCAUCCUCUACAGGCACAAGAAGAGAAUGAAGCGCAUUCAUAAGAGCAACUUCUCUUUCAGGUCCUCCCCUGAGUUCAGAGCCACAAAGGCUAUUCUGUUCUUGGUGAGCACCUUUGUCUUUUUUUACACAAUUUCUUGCAUCUUACAAACUAAUAACUCUAUUAUGUUUAAUCCAGAUUCUUUCAUGGUGAAACUGUCUUCAGUAUUCUCUGCAUGUUUCCCAGCUGUAAGUCCCUUUCUUGUGAUCACCCAUUAA